AUGAUAACAGCGAUGGCGGGUUCGGCUUCUGGAUCGAGGGCAGCGACCUUGUUGACCCUCAUUGCUUUGUCCUUGGGAGACGUUGCCGACGCAAAAUUUCUUUCCAUGCCUUUCACCACCGACUUCGACAUCUUUGGCUCAGGUACCUACGGCCCAGAUGGACCAUGGCAGGCUGUCGGCGUCCUGCUCGGGAGCCAUGAGCGCAAGUCCCACCUCGUGCCUCUCGAGGGUCCCACUGUGGCGGUCUGGCCUACGGCGGCCUCGAUGGUAGCCCUUCACUCGACCAAGGCUGGUGGCAAGUACAACAUCACCCGCUCCGGCAACGCAUCCGAACCAUUCCUCAAGAUCACCGAGGGCACAUCCGAAGACAACGCCUCGGCCCUUUUCCGCUUCGCAGAUCUGAACUCCAACCACAGGACAUCCGGCCUCAUGGUUGUCGACGCAAUGACCUUUACCAACCUGCGAUUCGAGGAGCCCGGGUACGCCAACGUCCAGGCCACGAUCUAUGUGAUGGACUCAUCCGUCAUCACUUAUCCCAACAACAGAACGUCUAAGCCGACCGUCGGGGUCCUAGGCUUUGGACGACCGAGCGACCUGAACUUUCGCGGGACGAGCGUUCUGGUCCAGAUGAAGGAGGCCGGUCUCAUAUCGUCCAGCUCGUUUGGGCUGCACAUCGCGAGCGUACCACUGAAGCAGCGGGGUUCGCUAAUCUUGGGGGGAUACGAAGAAAACAGAGUUAUAGGUCCCGUAGGCGUCUUCACAAAGACAACUGGCCUGCCAGUCACCUAUCUCACCGACGUCAGCAUCGGAUACGAGGGCGCCACAGAGAAGGACAGGGAAGACGGGAGCGUGUGGCCCAACCCAGUACCAGACGAAGCGAGCAGAGUCGGUCUCGCGCGAUUCAUGCAGCCAUCAGAAAACGGCAUCAUCGCCAUUCCCAACCCAGCAGUUCCCGGCAUCUACCUCCCUCCUCCCGUGUGCGCCAACGCAGCGACGAAGCUCCCUGUUGUAUGGAAGGAAGACCUCGGGUAUUAUCUCUGGGACACAACAGACCCCCGUUACGACACGGUGAUGAACUUUGGCGGCUACAUGGCUUUCACCUUCCUCGACUCAACAGCAGCCAACAUCACCAUCAAAAUCCCAUUCAAACUGCUCAAUCUCACACUGGAGGCACCGAUUGUCGACGAGCCGGUCCCCUAUUUUCCAUGCCACGACACCGACAGCUACAACACCGGCAUCUGGGAACUUGGCCGAGCUUUUCUCCAGGGAGCUUUCUUUGGCGUCAACUACGACACAAACGUCACGUUUCUGGCGCAGGCCCCAGGCCCUGAUAUGGAACAAAGUGUGACACGAUCCUUGGAGCCCACAGAUCGAAACAUGACCGGUCUGCCCGUCAAGGCAUUCGUCAAUAGCUGGCGGAAACAAUGGCCGGAGCUUGUGAUUCCUGAUACCGAGUCCACUCUCAGCCCGGGAGCUCUGGCAGGUAUCAUCACUGGGACCCUAGCGGUUGUUGGUCUACUCACGGCUGUUGGCUGGUUUGUCUGGCGGCGGAGACAACGGGGUAGGGGGGCGCAGCAGUUAUCGGGGGAGCAGCCGUCGGAUUCUGAAAUGAAGUCCGUGAGUGAAUUGGGCAUCCGGGACAAGGUUGAAGCAAAAAUAUGCCCUUACCCGGAGAAGCCGUUUGUGGAGAUAGGCGAUAGCACAGUCCUGGAGCUGGACUCGAGAAGUGUAACAAGUGUGAGGACCGUGAGGACGGCGCGGGAUCUGUCCCAGUUCAGCGAGGCACCGGACUCACCGGGCGUAUACGAGAUGCCUGCUGAUAAUCCAUUUGUGGACCGGCAAAGGGAUAAAGAGAAGGAGGCGGACAGGGAAAGUCAACGGUGA
Molecule: messenger RNA, 1884 nt
Organism: Podospora pseudocomata
Lineage: Eukaryota; Fungi; Ascomycota; Sordariomycetes; Sordariales; Podosporaceae
Exons: 1
Coding region: 1-1884 (627 amino acids)
Source: RefSeq, a predicted model, not a curated record